Molecule: messenger RNA, 2652 nt
Organism: Stereum hirsutum FP-91666 SS1
Lineage: Eukaryota; Fungi; Basidiomycota; Agaricomycetes; Russulales; Stereaceae
Exons: 1
Coding region: 1-2652 (883 amino acids)
Source: RefSeq, a predicted model, not a curated record
AUGGGUUCGCAUGGUACUGGAACGAAUCCGGUGCCUGUCUCAGCACCGGUAGUUACGCCGCCGGUUGUGACAUUCUCUCGUGGCUUGCCCAUCCCUGGUACUCGUGACGCUCCGUUGUUUAACGGACGGUAUAUCAAUGAUUUCUUGACUACGCUGCAUAAGCAUGCAGAGGCCGCUGGUCUGCAAGAAGACAAGCUGCCUUCGCUUAUUUAUCAGUACUGCACGGACGAGGUCAAAGCAGUCAUCCGUUAUUCAAAGGAGCUUGAGGAUACGAGCACUUGGGCUGUGGCCAAGAAGCACCUCCUCGAUCUCUAUGGCUCUCUAGACGAACCUUCUCUCGUCUCUAUCGACACUGUUCUUUCUUUCUGUCGUCAGGCAGGUCUUGGUGCACGCUUCAAUUCGCGUCAGGACUUGGCGAGUUAUCAUCGGCAGUUUCAUGCGAUGUCAGCUCCCUUGAUCAAGAAGAAUCUCUGGACAACAACGGAGGCGAACUUACAUUUCUUCAAAGGCUUGCCUAGCGAGCAUCGCACGUACAUUUACCAGAACGUUGAUGCUAAGUUCCGCACUCGUACGAAUCCUCCGACGAUUGAUACCUGUGUUCAGUUAGUGUCUGUGCUAUUUGACCCGGAUCAGAUCAAUGCUUUGGAGCCUGAGCCGUUGACAGGACAUGACUUGUUGACUGAUGAACCGUUGCAGAAGACUGUUCGUUUUGAGCAGACACCUCCGCCUCAGCCUGUCAGGGUUGAGACGGCUGUGCCUCCUCAAACAACAGCACAGGCUUCUGCGAACAUAGACGAUUUGACUCAUCGUUUCCGAGAGCUUUCGCUUCAAAUGGCACAGUUACUAGCCAUGCAGGCUGCUGCGAUACCGGUCGGUGCAGGGAAGCCUAACCAGCAACCCUCGAAUCAGCCGCCACAGUCGGAUUUUCAUAGGCGGUGCUUCAUGUGCGGACAGGCAGGAAUGCACCCGGAGAGACUUCGUAACUGUCCGGAGACUACCAAGCUCGUGAACGAGGGCUUUAUCAAGUUUGACUUUGAUUCAAAUCGGUUUGUAUUGUCAAGUGGUGUCGAGCUUCCGCAGGCACCUAGAGGUAUUGCUGGCGGUUUGGCUGCAUACAUCAGGUCUGCAUUUAUGUCACUCGGAAAGGGUACGACAACGGGGACAGCGAAAGGCAAGGAGGUCGAACGUGAUCCUCCGCCUCAUCAGUCCGGCUCGUUCGGUAGUUCAGCUGCUGGUUUGAUUGUCGACGGUCAAUCUGUGUUUGAGGGCGAUGUUUUUGCUGUUUCAUCUUUUAGUGAUCCGUCUCAUGAAGUAUACUCAGUCUCAUCAGCAGAUCUCGAAGCCUUUCCAGCGACACGCUCACAGACCUCACGCGAUGCGGCACGCGAUCAAGCAGCUCCGUACUCACGCCCACCAGCUAAGUCUUCGAAUAAUCCGUCUCCUACUGCUCAGCGUACUGCCAAAACGACACAGGAUCAGGCAAAUUCAACCAUUCGUCCUCCUCUCGCUACAUCUCUCAGGCCAGCAACUUCAACUCCUCGUCCGAAUAUCCCUCCUAGCGCGCCUCAACCUCCACCAGUCAAUACACAGGUACCCGCGCGAAAGACGAACCCCGCUCCACCUCCUGCUGCACAAGAUAUCAACAUGAAGGACACACCGGCGAAGAAAGGACCACAGUUUCACUUUACCACUGACAUACAGGAUCGAUACUCACCGGAUGAUAUCGAGAAGAAGGUUUGGAAUCAGUCGAUUAUGCUGUCAAUCGGCGAACUAGUCAGUGUAGCACCGGUAUUGCAGAAGAGGAUUUCGACGGCCACUCAGACGCGUCGUCAAUACUUGAAUAAUGCAGGUGAGUACGAACUUUAUACCGCUGAAGCUGAACGUCUGUUGGCAGAGGAAUAUUCGUCUUCGUGCGUCGAGCCCGGAGAUCAAUUCUGUGUGACUGAUCCUGAAGAGUUAAGUUCGUUCCUUGUUACCUACUCGAAUGCGGUGACUCUUCGUCCCACUAGAUUCUUCGCAAUGACGACCGGUCAGUUUGAAGCACGUCUCGGUAACCUGCCUUCUGUUCGUUUCAUGGUCGAUACCGGGUCAGAGCUCAACUUGAUGCCGGAACGUUUGGUCAAUGAGGCUGGUCUCCCUGUAGACUUCGAGGGUUCGCGUUGGGCUUUGAAGGGAGUGAAUGGCGGUCCAGUUCGUCUACUCGGUUGUUGCAUGGAUGUCCCUAUCGUCAUUGGUACGCACAAUUUUGACCAUCACUUCUUUGUCAAGUCAGAGGAUACUGGCACUCGUUAUGAUGUUAUUCUAGGGCAGCCUUGGAUUCAAUGGUACGCUACCCAGAUAAAUUACAAUCGUGCUGGGAAGAUGUGGAUGAAUAUUUGGAAGGAUGGUGAUCGUGAGUCUCAACCUACUCUGCAGAUUACACUAACUCGGCCAGACAACGAUCGGAACUCGGAGAAACUGGUCAUGUCCGCCACUACUCCAGGUCGCCAAGGUCCUAAGUCUCCAGGUACGCCUAUUUAUCUCAGCCCGAGCAAUACUGGUGUUUCAGAGUCCGUUUCUGGUUCGGUGGUAAGGCCGUCAAUGCCGCGCAUCGAGGAAGUAUUUGAGGAGGCGGAUUUUCCGAACGGCGUUGGGCCAACGGCUCAGCGCUGA